Linum trigynum is the source of this 1045-nucleotide messenger RNA. NCBI's taxonomy places the organism in Eukaryota, Viridiplantae, Streptophyta, Magnoliopsida, Malpighiales, Linaceae. The record is from the annotation of a GenBank genome assembly.
AACCAAUUCUCCAAAUCACAUCUCCUGACAAAAUGGCACUUAUAUAUCUUCUCCUCCUCCCAAUCUUCAUCACCAUCCUCGUCGUCAUCACCGUUUCACGAUUUCUCACCACCUCGGCAGCUUCCAAACACCGCUCACUGCCGCUGCCUCCAGGCCCUAAGCCAUGGCCCAUCAUCGGAAACCUCCCUCACCUCGGCAAGCAAGCUCACAUCUCCCUCCAACACUUCUCCCAGCUGUACGGCCCUCUCAUCUCCCUCGGCUCCCAGCUCCUCGUCGUCGCCUCUUCCCCCGCGGCAGCCGCCGAAAUCUUGAGAACCCAUGACCGCCUGCUCUCCGCUAGAUACGUCUCCACAGGCCUGCCAUAUGACAUGAUGGAGCUCGACCGCAAGGCGAUCGUUUGGGCUUACAACUGCAGCAACGACCAGUGGAAGGCCUUCCGAGCAAUGUUCAGGAACCAGAUCUUCUCGGCGAAGGCCAUCCAAUCUCAGGCCGCCGCCAGGGAGAGGAAAGCUGCCGAGAUGGUGAGAUUUCUCGACGGCAAGUUGUGGGAGUCGGUUAGUAUUGGCCAAGUGGUUUUCGCUGCUAUAUUUGACUCGUUGUCGCGAGAUUGCAUAGGGUUCGAGAGUAGCGAGACAGCCAAUCGAUUGAAGUCACUGAUUUGGAGGAUGAUGGAAUUAGGGACUUCUCCUAAUAUCGCCGAAUUCUUUCCAAUUCCGAAGAAAUGGGAUCCCCAGGGGCUGAGACGUGAGAACACAGAAGAAUACAAACCCAAACAUCACCGCCGCCAACGACCAUCAAGCAUCACCGCCGUCCACCGAAUCCUCCUAUCAUCUUUUGGCCUUGCCGCAAACUUGUCCUCUACGUGUUGAUGCCAUUUCCCCUCUCUCCGAUCUCUUCUCCUCCCUGAGACCAUAAACCCAAAUUCAAACAUAAAACCCCAAAUGCAUCAAAAUCAAUAUUGAAAAUCGAAGCUUUCUUCUCCUUAAUCGAAAAGAGCGAUGAUGCUACUGAAACUCGAAGGUGGAAAUAAAACAGGAAAACGAAA